Molecule: messenger RNA, 3975 nt
Organism: Solea solea (common sole)
Lineage: Eukaryota; Metazoa; Chordata; Actinopteri; Pleuronectiformes; Soleidae
Product: serine/threonine-protein phosphatase 2A 55 kDa regulatory subunit B alpha isoform-like
Exons: 10
Coding region: 345-1691 (448 amino acids)
Biological process (GO): peptidyl-serine dephosphorylation
Cellular component (GO): cytosol; protein phosphatase type 2A complex
Molecular function (GO): protein binding; protein phosphatase regulator activity
Source: RefSeq, a predicted model, not a curated record
CACUUUGAAACCUCCUGAACGCCGCCUUGAGUGCGCCAUUUUGAAAGUGUAGUACUGGGGAGAGGCGACAGCAGAGGCGAGGGAAAUCUCAAAGUGGAGUUCAAAGUCUAAAAAAGACACUUCUCGGGCUUGUUGUUCACUUGGAUUUUGAUUAAAAUUGUCUCGGAACUGCCCGAAUUACCCGGAGCCGGAACUUGCGCGGGUCUUCGGACUUCACGAGCAGCUCUCCGCCGCCUCAUUCCUCCACUGCACUUCGGUCAGAACCACCCAGCCGACCCGGGUCAGACUCCAGCUCCAGUCCAGGGCCGGAGCCACUGAGACCCGCUCAGUGUGAGCAGCUCACCAUGGCAGGGGCCGUCGGUGGGAACAGUGAUGUUCAGUGGUGCUUCUCCCAAGUCAAAGGAGCCAUAGACGACGACGUAGCAGAACCCGACAUCAUAUCAACGGUUGAAUUCAACCAUUCUGGGGAGUUGCUGGCAACCGGGGACAAGGGUGGUCGUGUUGUCAUCUUUCAACAAGAGCCAGAGAGUAAGAAUCAGCCACAGUGUCGAGGCGAGUACAACGUUUACAGCACCUUCCAGAGCCACGAGCCCGAGUUCGACUACCUGAAAAGCCUUGAAAUCGAGGAGAAGAUCAACAAGAUCCGAUGGCUGCCUCAGAAAAAUGCAGCGCAUUUCCUUUUAUCUACGAAUGACAAAACCAUCAAGCUGUGGAAAAUUAGCGAGCGCGACAAGAGACCGGAGGGCUACAACCUGAAGGAAGAGGACGGAAGAUACAGAGAUCCCAGCAAUGUCACAACACUACGGGUUCCAGUAUUCAGGCCCAUGGACUUGAUGGUUGAGGCCAGCCCCAGGCGAGUGUUUGCGAACGCACACACUUACCACGUCAACUCGAUCUCGGUCAACAGUGACCAUGAGACGUACCUGUCUGCAGACGACCUGCGGAUCAACCUGUGGCACCUGGAGAUCACUGAUCGCAGCUUUAAUAUUGUCGACAUUAAACCAACCAACAUGGAGGAGUUGACCGAGGUGAUCACGGCAGCAGAGUUUCACCCAAACCAGUGCAACACCUUUGUCUACAGCAGCAGCAAAGGCACCAUCCGCCUGUGUGACAUGAGGGCAUCGGCGCUGUGCGACAAAUACAGCAAAAUCUUCGAAGAGCCAGAGGAUCCAAACAGUCGCUCGUUCUUCUCUGAGAUCAUCUCGUCCAUCUCCGAUGUAAAGUUCAGUCACAGCGGACGCUACGUGAUGACCCGCGACUACCUGACCGUCAAAAUCUGGGAUAUCAACAUGGAGACGCGACCAGUCGAGACGUAUCAGGUGCACGAAUAUCUCAGGAAUAAAUUGUGUUCACUGUACGAGAACGAUUGCAUCUUUGACAAGUUUGAGUGCUGUUGGAACGGGAAUGACAGCGUCGUGAUGACGGGCUCCUACAACAACUUCUUCAGGAUGUUCGACAGGGACUACCGGCAGGACGUCACCCUGGAGGCGUCGCGAGAGAACUGCAAGCCGCAGUCCGUCCUGAAGCCUCGCAAAGUAAGCACGGGUGGGAAGCGUAAGAAGGAUGAGAUCAGUGUGGACAGUCUUGACUUUAACAAGAAGAUCCUCCACACUGCCUGGCAUCCUCUGGACAACAUCAUUGCGGUGGCCACCACCAACAACCUGUACAUAUUCCAGGACAAACUCGACUAGCGCUGUUGUUCUCGUCGAGCCGCUCGGAUCCGUUUUCUGCUUCAGCCCCACUGCUCCGACACACACACUUAACAAACAACGUCUGUCCGUCUUUGGCUUAAAUCCACAGAUCCACGUCCACGCUCCAUGUGUAUUAGAAAGACUAGGGUUUGUUAAUCUGAGGCCAGAUUAAGGAUAUUUUUCUCGACUCACUCCAUUCAGAGUCAGUGUUUGCAACUCCACUACAUCCCAAAUUAAAGGGAAAAUUGUGUGCCAUUGUGACAUGAUUGAUUUUUUUGUUUUAUGUCACAGCUAGCAAUUAUUGAUUUGUUUUUGUAGUUUUAUUAUUUUGAAUUACAAAUUCUCUCUGUUGUUUAUGUCUUUGUGUCGCACCACUAACACUCCACAUCUGCCCCAAGUGUUUGUCAAGUUGCCAAGUUCACCACCGAAAUAUACACAGUAAAAUGAUGCUGUUUAAAGGAAUGUUCAAGUGUUUUUACCAGGUUUUCGCUCAGUUAAAAACAAAUCAUAUGCAUAUGCCACAGUAACUGCGACCACUGCCGUGUCACCGUCUAUGUGUGUUCAUAGAAUCUGCCUUUUUUAAUGCAGCAAAUAAUUCACUUUGUCCUGUUUAAUAGUAACAUCCAUGUUUCAUAACAAUUAAGAGUGUAACACAACUGUUAAAAGGUCCGGCGUGUAAGAAUUAAGAGCUUAGUUUUGCAUAGACCAUGUCCUACAGAGAAUUUAUGACAAUGACGGUUUUAUUUACCUUAACUGCUAGAGCAGUUAAAGCAGAUUUGCACUGCUUUGUGUCAACUGGGGCGGCAGCGAUUGUGUUAUAAAUUGUUUACUAAAUUAAUCGUCAACUAUUCUCAGAGUUCUCUGAUUUUUUUUUGAGAACAAAGCUUUGGGGAACACAGAUUAGCAUUUUUCAACAGUUAAAAUAUUCACAUUUAACUCAUUUUAUUUCAAACCGAUUAAUCAAUUGUCAAAAUAGUUGACGAUUAAUUUAGUAAUCGAUUAAUAAUCUAGUAAUUGUUUCAGCCCUCGCGCCAACUAGCCUCUGCUGCCACCCACUGGCAUUUUUCCGCACUGCACCUUAGGUGAUGUUUAUGUCCUGUUAUGUCAAGACUACCGUCACAACAUUUGCUGUACUGCACGGUUAGCGCAGUAAAGGUAACAAUUUGUUCUAUCCUAUCUACAGGUUAGCUUUUCUUCUUCGUGGGACAAAUGCAGACAAAAUCAUCAUUUAUUAUAUAUUAUAUAAAUAUUUAAUUUCUGCCCUAGAUUUUACACACUGGACCUUUUUAAAAUGCAUUUGUUUUUAUUUACUCGAGCGCUGUAAUCGGUGUCCUUAUCAGAAUCAGGUUUUCAGACCAACCCUGGUCUCGGUAGCGUCACCAAAACUUAAAUUUAAAUAAAAAAUCACUUCCUAUCUUGAGGUGAAACUGUAAUGAAACCACUAAUAAUGUCAUCAGGAGUGUGUGUGUGUGUGUGUGUGUGUGUGUGUGUGUAUACAGUAAUGUCCAGUCAGUGGGCGAGUUGAUAAGAGGGAGUUGAAUGUGGGCUCAUCAUGCCAAAGUGACUUUAAAGUUAACAUUUGUUGUCGAGGCGUCGACGGUCAGACACGGACGUUAUCGCACACGCGCGGACCAUCGUUUAAGCUCAGGACAGAAAAAGCUGAUAAACGUGGAAGCGCGUGACAUUAAUUUCUUGCUUUACCUUUUACCUGAAUCUAGUUUGUUUUUGUUUUGUUUGUUUUUUAAAUGAUAUUUUGUACCAUACUUGGAAAAAAAAGAAGAAAAGAAAUAAGAAUAACCACUAUAGCUGAUUUAUUUUUGUAUAAAUGAAAGCAAUAGGAUUUACAGUCUGAUCACUGUCGCUUCUUUAGCCGUCGAUGUCAGACUGAGGGGAGGUCACUUGAGGGUCAGGUGACCUUUCUUUGUAAUUACGACUGUGGGGGAAUUUUUUAUUUUAUUUUAUUUUAUUUUAUUUUAUUUUGUUGCUCUGGCUGGUGUUUUUGUGACGUCCCACCAAAGGAAAUGGUGUCGUGUCUGACUCGGGACGUCCAAAGAAAAGUAUUUUCAGGUUCGUCACUCGUACUAGAACAGUUUUAAAUUUGACUGACUGUAACUGAUUAGAUCAGAGUUAGAUUCUGAGUCUCAGUGUUCUGCUUCUCUUGUGCCAUUUGGAUUUGUUAGUGAAUAAUUAUUUUUGCUUGCUGUGAAAGUGUAGGUCCACGUCGGGGCCUAAACAGGGUUAGAAAUUCUUUAAUCAACAUUAAACUGUUCAGAUUCUCUCUAAA